GAUUUAAACAAUUGUUGGUUUUUAGAGUACAAAUAUCUUCAGUAAGACAGACAAACCUAAAUAUUUGAAAGAGCCUCAGUUGGGGAUUCGGCUUUCUGGUGUCCCUUGCAAAUGGAAACAGCAAUUUUGACUAAAUAACGCCAUCUAUCGGAAGAACAGUGCAUGUGUUAGAUUCGUUUCUAUGGUAACAUUUGAGUUUAGCACGGCGAAACGCCGGGACUGACCAUUUAUCUAGCUUUUCUACAAAAUAUUGUCGUUUAAGAUUUUCUUUUUUUAAACCAAGCAUUUGUUACUAAAUAUAGUAUCUGCGAAACGUCCGUUUUGUUCCAAACAUUUUUCGUAUGCUAGUUGUAUCAGCUUUUUUUUAGUUGUUACAGUAGUUUUGACACAUUUUAAGCAUGGAAAUUAGUGGCUAUGAUAAUAACGCAGCUCUGCAGCAGGUGAAUCAGUUUUGGUCGAUGUUAGAUGACAUGUCUGAGAAUAAUCCGGAGGCCUACAGGACCUUCAUUGAACGCCAGUUUCGGGAGGGAGCGGAGUUUUACUCACCGCCGCAGCCGCACGCCUGUAUCCGCACUGCUGUACUGGGACCAAAGGAAGAUAUGUUGUACAUUAAUAUGUGUGGUUGGAAACGUGUACCAGCGGCCACUUCUUACAGUGAUCCUGUUCCUGUGUGUGGAGGACAAAUGGAGAAAGUAACAGAGGAGAAAGAGCGAUAUUGUGUCGUUGAUGUGGCCUUCAACCCUGAGGUUCUGGAGAUGACAGAGAAAGACAAACAUGAGAAGGAGAAGCUCCAUCUGCUUGCUAUGAACUUCAUCGAACAACAGCACAACCUGAGUCUGUCCCAACGCUACAAACUCACCAAAGACAAACUCAAAGGCAGCAUUCAGGAUAUGAAGCAGCGUCUCAUGUCACCACAUACAUGCAAAUCAUCUGCCAAGGAACCACAAUCUGAACCAGGCCCAUCACUCCUGCAGCAGAUCUCCUCACUGCGAAUGGCUGAGAGUAAUGAGGACUCAUCCAUCCAACUGAGCAUGGAGCAGGAGAAGAAACCAGCCCGAUCAGGUCUCAUUGAGGUGAUCUCCAGCACAGAAUCAGACCAGUCUCAGCCACAACAACCCCGGCAUCAUCUCACAGUCUGUCCUGAUGGCAGUGGCUCAUCUAGGAGCCUGAAGCUGAGUGUUGAGCUUCCUGGAGUGAGAUCUGUGUCACAAUGUCAGCUCAGCAUCUCUCAGGAUGACAUUCUCUUGGAAGUUGAGGACAUUUAUUAUCUCCAUCUUCCAUUUCCUGAGUUGGUCAAGGAGGAGACAUGCACUGCAACGUUUAGUAAGAAGAAACAGAUACUAAAUGUUUUAGUGACUGUGUUAUGAGAACAGUUCACUCUUAUUAAUCCAGAAACUGAGGAUAUAAACAUAGUUGUAUUACUAACUGUUGCCUCAAAGAUCAAUAGUCAUACAUUCAAAUUCAAGGUUACAUCAUUUUUAAUACAUAAUUUAAGGCCCAUCUCAACAGGCAUAUUCUAUUCACAGACAGACACAUCUAUUUUUAAAAGACGAUAAUUAUUUUAUGUUAUUGCUGUUAACUGAUUAAUGUCUGAUAUUAAAAUUCUGUACUAUUUUGUUUAAAUUAAUAAAUAGAACACUAAAAAAUGAAA
Megalobrama amblycephala (Wuchang bream) is the source of this 1651-nucleotide messenger RNA. It is a transcript of the gene pih1d2, whose product is annotated as PIH1 domain containing 2. The coding region runs from base 399 to 1367 and encodes 322 amino acids. The transcript has 5 exons. Gene Ontology annotation, biological process: box C/D snoRNP assembly; rRNA processing. Gene Ontology annotation, cellular component: cytoplasm; ribonucleoprotein complex; R2TP complex. The record is from RefSeq and is a predicted model, not a curated record. NCBI's taxonomy places the organism in Eukaryota, Metazoa, Chordata, Actinopteri, Cypriniformes, Xenocyprididae.